Molecule: messenger RNA, 249 nt
Organism: Microthlaspi erraticum
Lineage: Eukaryota; Viridiplantae; Streptophyta; Magnoliopsida; Brassicales; Brassicaceae
Source: the annotation of a GenBank genome assembly
AUGAAGCUAAGCGAGUCAAGAGGCGAAGCAGAGAAGCACAGGCGACAACAACAUUUCGAGCAUGAGCUUAAAAACAUGAUCUCGUCGUUAACCUAUAUGGGAGGCGCAGAGAAGGCUGGACCAAGCCAAUAUGGAGAAGAGGAAAAUAAGGAGGAAGAUGGCAUCAGAGUCAUCAGUCAUCAGGCGCUCUGGAUCGAACCUAGGAGCAAUUUUCCCAUCCUUAUCAUUUCUUCGUCUUCUUAUAACUAA